Salvelinus fontinalis (brook trout) is the source of this 835-nucleotide messenger RNA. RefSeq names its product cystein proteinase inhibitor protein salarin-like. The record is from RefSeq and is a predicted model, not a curated record. The transcript has 4 exons. NCBI's taxonomy places the organism in Eukaryota, Metazoa, Chordata, Actinopteri, Salmoniformes, Salmonidae. Bases 406 to 657 code for a protein of 83 amino acids.
ACCCUACUGUGCGCUACACUUUGAUAUUAUGAUUGUUAGAUUAAUAAUCCACAACACAAAAACGCGUACAAGGAGUCAAGUGUACAACGGGUUUGUGGUGUUAGUAAAUAGUAACCUACACACACAGUGCAUCGGAUAGGUGUAUUUAUCCGAUUCCAUUUACCAAAUACACUUUUGGCAGUUUACAUGGCAAAUCUGGUGUUUCAACUAUGAGAAUAAAGAUUGGCAGCUAAUGAGAGAAUAUAACAUUGGGCAAAGAAAUACGACUUCCUCUGACGUAAGUCUCCCAUCCCUCCCUUCGUUAGUGAGCAUCUGCACUGCUAACUUGAAAACCCAUUUUUGCUCCUGCACUCUGGAACAGUUUGAAGCUUCUUCUGUUCUGCCUGGUUGUGGCUGCGAGUGAAUAUGGCAAGUGAACGUCAAGAUGUGGACAAAGAGUUUGAAGAGUGGAAAGAAGAACAUGGGAAGAAGUACAAAUCCAAGGAGGAGGAAGCCAAGCGCAAGAAGAUCUGGCUAGAGUCUAGGACCAGAGUCAUAGAACACAACAAGAAGUAUGACAGUGGAGAGUCAACCUACGAAUGUGGCAUGAACCACAUGUCUGACUUGGAAACGCAUGAGGUCUGCUGUGGUGGCAUGAGGUCUGCUGUGGUGGCAUGAGGUCUGCUGUGGUGGCAUGAGGUCUGCUGUGGUGGCAUGAGGAGCUGUCGGGAAGAGAAGAAUGAUAGUUAGAUCUCAAAGUUUCUGUCUUCCUGCAAAAUAAGAAAGAAAUAGUUUACCAAACCUUUGAACUUUACACAUUUUAAUUUACAGUAAAUAAAGUUGAAAGGCAGCUUUA